CCCUUUAGAGUCAAAACGGACAAUAUUUAUAUGAUUAAGAAUAGGUCAUUACAAAUAGUAUUAGAAUUGAUCAUUGAUCCGGCGGGGCAAGAUCAACUCGAGUUGAUCCUCACCCUUUGUUGGCCUCCCUUAGUCUGUUGGACCCUGUGAGGGGGUGUGUUUGUUUGGCUCUACAAUGCCAUGGAUAUAAUGAAAAAUGUCUUUUCUACAUGAUGGGUUAUUGUGAUAUCCAAAAUUGGAUAAGGGAAAAAGUUCUUCACACUAUAUUUGUUGCAUAUGCAUGAGUAGUGAUUGUGAUAUCUCAAACCCGACUUGGAUAAGGAAAAAAGUUCACUAAACCCAAAUCCGAAAAAGUCCGCCAUUUAUGUAUAAACUUUUUAGGUUAAAACAUAUUAUAUCUACAUAGUUGAGAGACUUGCUCCUUACAAAAAUACCAUUCUUACCGUGGACACUAUGUGUCAGGUAUCAGAGAAUUGCGACAAGAAGUAUAAUUUGACAGAAAAAGGGUGGCCAAAUGUGACCAACUCCGAUGUUGAUACUUUCUGCAAAGGAGGAUGUGCCGAACACACCAAGGCAGUACUGGAGUGCAUUUUUCUGGUGAAGCAGGAUUACGAGUUUGCAGAUGAGAAUACCGUGCCGAAGAUCAAUCACACUAUUACAAAAGGAUGCAAUGAUGGUGGUUUUCCUGAAAAUGCUACCUUCCCACUUCCAGAUAAUCCAAACAGUGCCAUGAGGGCGUCCGGCCGGGCCGGAUUCGGCAUCAUCUUUUCGGUUGUUUCAGCAGUGUUGAUGGCAUACUCCCAUGUCUGAAGGAGUAUAUACUCUAGUUUUGUGUCCGCAGAAGGGUGUGUGUGAGGAUGAAGGAGUGUUGUGUGUUUUAGUAUGGAGGUGAUUUGUAAAAUAAGGAAAUAAGGGUUGUGUUUGUUUAUGUUUCAACAAGAAAUCUGUAUGUAAUCAGAAUAAGGAAAGGAGGGUCUAUAAAAUAUUUAUAACAAGAAAAAUAAAAGUAAUGUAUUGGAUGCAUUGACUGCAGCCAAUUACUCAUGUUUGUAAGAUGGAAUAGGGAAUGAGAUAUUUUUAAGCCAUCUUUAAUCCCAAGGUUUAAGAACUCAUG
Messenger RNA from Vitis vinifera (wine grape), 1114 nucleotides. RefSeq lists its product as uncharacterized. The record is from RefSeq and is a predicted model, not a curated record. The coding region runs from base 454 to 810 and encodes 118 amino acids. The transcript has 2 exons. NCBI's taxonomy places the organism in Eukaryota, Viridiplantae, Streptophyta, Magnoliopsida, Vitales, Vitaceae.